CAUGCAACACUUAUAGACCAAUUGAAAGCUACAGCCUGGAUAUAAAUGGAGCCUGAACUUGUCAGCCUUCAGUCUGAGUUUGGAAAAGGAGAUCAUCAUGACUAACGGAAUCAACGAAAGAUUCAGCACUUUGCUGGCACAAUCAAGCGUCGUUCCAAGGAAGAAGUACAAAAAAUACUCUACAGGAACAUACAUCGGACUUAUUGCUUAUGCGAUUCUAGAUUCACCGGAGAAGAUGCUCACAUUCAAACAGAUAAUGAAGAAGCUGGAGCCAUUUGUCUUCGGAGACAAAAAAGGCAUUGAGAACAACAUCAGAGUCUGCUUAUCGUCUAACAGGUGUUUUGCAAAGGUGCCAGUCGAUCCGGAUUAUCCAAAUCCUAAAAAGAACUUCUGGAAAGUGGAUGAGAGUGGCAUCACUGCAAAAAUGUUUCGUCGACAUUUCAAAUACAUAAUGAACGUGUUCCCUGGCCUAUCCAUUCAGGCACAUCGGGUGGAUGAAUGUGAAGAUAAUUCUUAUGCUCCUGAGCCUCUCAAGCCAGUUUGCACAGUCCAAGAAAACAAAAUCGACGUCAAAUUUUCAGGCCCAUUUUCCAUAGAAUCACUACUAAAGAGCGACCGCGAAGUGAAGCGCAUGCGCAGCACGCGUUUGGAGGAACAUAGACGCUACAUAGACCCACAGUGUGGAGCGACCAAGAGAAAAAACUUUUAUGAAUACAACACCGUGGAGUGUUAUUACCCUGUGUCAGCAGUGGGAAGUCAGUUUGUCUCCGCAAAAAGACCUCGUAUUUCUUCAGGAUCUUCGUUUGGACUGUCUUCGCCUCCACAGAUCACAUAUGAUCACCCUGUUCUCCUCAGAUCUCCUUUCAUGUAUGAUGCUAGAUAUGUCAGGUGGUGAACUUCCAGAAUGACCAAAUGUAAAUAUUCUGAAAUUGCACUUUGUUUUUGUUGUUCACUUUUCUUUUUUUUUUUUUCUU
Molecule: messenger RNA, 974 nt
Organism: Ctenopharyngodon idella (grass carp)
Lineage: Eukaryota; Metazoa; Chordata; Actinopteri; Cypriniformes; Xenocyprididae
Product: forkhead box protein H1-like
Exons: 3
Coding region: 98-895 (265 amino acids)
Biological process (GO): cell differentiation; regulation of transcription by RNA polymerase II; anatomical structure morphogenesis
Molecular function (GO): RNA polymerase II cis-regulatory region sequence-specific DNA binding; DNA-binding transcription factor activity, RNA polymerase II-specific
Source: RefSeq, a predicted model, not a curated record